Molecule: messenger RNA, 2940 nt
Organism: Closterium sp. Naga37s-1
Lineage: Eukaryota; Viridiplantae; Streptophyta; Zygnematophyceae; Desmidiales; Closteriaceae
Source: the annotation of a GenBank genome assembly
AUGGGAGCGGUCGAGUCCAUUCUAGUCGUCUCGGAUUCCGACGAGGAGGGCGACGAGGGGCAACAGGGUAACCAGCAACGGCGACGAGAGCGACAGCGUCGCAAGGCGCUGGGGGGGGAUGCAGCCUCCGCGGAAAUAACGAGUCUAGAGCGUCAGGCGGAGCAGCAACGGCGGAAGAACCACGCGGAAGGAGCGGGUGACGGCAAGCGGGGCGGUCCUCCAGGCGGAAACAGCCUUGCGAGAAGUUAUAGCGUUGACUCGGUUGACUCCGUUGACUCGCUUGACCGCGACGAAUCUAUCUGCUCGCCCCGCUCCGUUGACUCCCUUGACCUUGCCUCCCCUCGUUCCGUUGAGUCGGCGGAACCGUACGAUUCUGCUAAUCUGCCCGUCUCCGCGCAUCCUGGUACGCGCAAGUCCAAGGCGCACCACAGGCGGAGGGGCUCGCGCGGAUCGUCGCGCCUCAGCAAGUCCGAUUCCGCCACUUACGCCGACGGGCGCGUCGCUCCCGACGCUGACGUGGGACCCGCGACGAGCGGGAAUGGACACGUCAGCGCUGCAGCGCUGGCAGCCGCGCACGCCAAGUCAGCUGGAGAAUUAUCAUUGGGAGAAGACGGAGCGUUGCGAGAAAGAAGGAGCAUGGGGGCGGGAAUGGGCAUGGGGGGGCUUGGGGAACCAGGCGGAGGGAUGGGGAGGGGAAGGGGGAUGUUAUCGGGAGGCGGAGCACCAUUACCUCCUGUGAAACUACCUGCGCCUGGUGGCGGACGCGUGAGUAUAGGGGGAAGGAGUGGAGGAGGCGGGGGGAAUGAGGUCGGGGGAAGCGUUGGCGCAGGCGUGGGGGCACAUUGGGUUGUCCUGGGCAGCAAAGAAAUUACCGAAGCUGCUUCCAUGGCUCCAUUCCAAACCUUCGCCGCUGCUAUGGCGGUUGCCGAGCCUUCGGCCGAGGCUGCUGCCGAAGCUGCAGCCUCGUUGCAGCCAGGGUCCCCUGUGAGGCUGCAGCGUGUGCUCGCUGCUGUGUCACGAGCGCUAGACAGAGCCAGUGAGGAGGCAGCAGCAGGGAGGGAGGGUGGUGCAGGGGUACAGGUGAGUGAUGCUGAGGCGAGUCAAAAAGAGGGAGAGGUGAAUGUUGUGGCGACUGAUAAGUCGCCUCGAGUGCUGGUUCCCGCGUCAGCUGCGCUAGACAGUGAGAGUGUGGCGGCAGCAGAGAAUGGGGGCUUCGUGGAGGGAGAAGCUGCAGCAGGGAAAGAGGUCUCUGCGGCGGUAGAACCAGCAGGAGGGAUAGAUGAACGUGCAACGAAAGGAGCAGUUGCAGGGAAAGGGGUUGCUGCAGAGAGCGCAGCGGAUGCAGGAGCAGCAGGGGUGGUGGCAACCGGGGUAGCAGCACAGGUGGCAACAGUAGUGGUCGCAGAGGGGCCAGAUGGCAUAAUGGGGUUGGGUGAAGCAGGUGCGGAAGAGGAGGAUGAGGAUGAGGAUGAGGAUGAGGGUGAGGGUGAGGGUGAGGGUGAGGGUGAUGGUGAGGGUGAUGGUUCUGCUGUGGGCGGGCAAGAAGCACGCGCAGAGGCAACUUGUGAGAGGCCUCAAACAGGCGAUGGUACCCAUGCAGAGGCGGGUAUGGGGGAGGAGGAGUCAUUACCAGUGCAGGGCGGCGGGCUGGCAGGGAACGCGGGUGAGGCGGGUGGGAGGGGUGAGGGGGGUGAUGGCAGUGCUGUGGGUGGGCGAGACGCACAUGCCGAGGGGUGUGGGGGGGAGCAGCUAGCAUUAGCAGUGCAGGGCGGCGGGCUGGCAGGGAACGCGGGUGAGGCGGGUGGGAGGGGUGUGGUUGCGGGAGAUGCGGGUGACAGGGGCGAGGAGAGUGAGGAGGGUGAAGGGGAUGAGGGGGGUGCGGGUGAGUUGAGUGAGGGACAUGAGGUGGUUGGAAUCGAAGGAUCGGCUGAUUUUUCUGGGGAGGGCGUUAAGGGGAGCGGUGCAGCUAUUGGUGUGGAGGAGGGCGGGUGGGAGUCUGACAGUGAGUUUGGCACCCCGGAGCUACUCUCCCCCACUGGCAGCGUGAGCAGGGGCAGCGCUGACAGGGAAAACGUUGGUGGUAGCAGCAGCAUGGGUAGUGGAGCUUUGAAUCGCGAAGAUAUAGAAAGUGGCAGCAUGGGUAGUGGCAGCAUGGGUAGUGGCAGCAGUGCCACAUGUCCACCUGCUGCCUCAUCUCUUAGUAACGCCGCUGCUAGCAGCAGCGGCAUCAGCAUCGAGUUCCACAUCAUCAGGCACGGGGAGUCAACCCAGUCACCUGCCCUCGUAGCCGGUCGCUCCCCAGCGGCCCUUCUAACCCCGAAUGGGUGCCAGCAAGCUGUGGCUCUGGGCACCUUUCUGCGUCGCUACCUGCGGGUCCAGUGGGACGAGGUGUUCUGCUCGCCCAUCCCGCGCGCCACACACACUGCCCACCUCGUGUGCCAGGAGCUGGGCUUUCCGACCAACCGCAUACAGGAAGCAUGUGAACUGCAGGAGAUGAGUGCGGGCCACUGGGAAGGAAAGCCCCGCGCAGAAUUUUUUUCUUCCGACGCUGCCCUGGCGUGGAUGACCGCCUCUCAGCCCGACUUUUGCUACCCGGGUGGCGAAUCCCAGCGCCAGGUGGAGUAUCGAAUGGUGAGCUUCUUGAAUCGAGUCGCCACAAACCACGCCGCCCGACUCAUGGCAGCCAAGGCCAGUGAUUCAGCUGAAGAGGAAAGCAGCAAGGGUAUGGCUAAGUGCCGCAUUGGCAUAUUCUCGCAUUGCACGGCCAUCAAAUGCCUGUUACGGGGUUUGAUGGGGUCGAGCCCUCACAUGACCCACAAGAUGGAAGUUGAUCACACUUCAGUGAGUACGGUGGCUUUCUCACCAGCAACGGGUUGGAGGCUAGUGCGCGUGAAUGAUGUUUCUCACUUGCUCCUAGAGCAGGGGCCUAUAGCCCCUUAA